Messenger RNA from Neoarius graeffei (lesser salmon catfish), 2076 nucleotides. RefSeq names its product tetraspanin 12 (gene tspan12). Gene Ontology annotation, cellular component: membrane. The transcript has 7 exons. Lineage: Eukaryota; Metazoa; Chordata; Actinopteri; Siluriformes; Ariidae. The coding region runs from base 542 to 1435 and encodes 297 amino acids. The record is from RefSeq and is a predicted model, not a curated record.
GAAUAGAGCCUGCCCCAGACUGAACACAGUGAUCACUCAGCUGCAGUACAGUGGAGUUACACAGCAGUGAGGAGUGACAGCGCGCGCGCACCUCACUUUCGGACCUUGUGCCACUUCAGCAGGACUUUUGGGGCGCGUUCCCGUGACCGGGGCGCGUUCCCGUGACUCCACUCAUCAUGGCACUGCUCUUCACAUGGCUUUGGGAUUGUUUUUCUGCAUAAGCGCCCAUAAGUUCGCGCGAGCCUCCGCCGCCUUGACGCACGAGGAAGCAACAACACACACCACCUGUUACAAACAAACAAACAAACAAACUUGUCCACGGAUACAUGCGCGCGCGCACGCACGUGUGAACACAUCACGGUUGGAUCGCCAGCUUUGACUUGAAUCGGUGUCUGCGAGGCCAUGUGACAUCCGAAGGAGUUUUGUUUUUGUUGUUGUUGUUGUUGUUGUUGUUUUCCCCUCUCACUGUGCCAGCGGAUCGCGCGCGCGCGCACGGUGGACAGCGUCAGAGCGGUAGAAUGAGGAAUGAAGCGCGUGCACGAUGGCGCGAGAGGACUCGGUGAAGUGCCUGCGCUGUCUGCUUUACGCCAUCAACUUACUGUUCUGGCUAAUGGCCCUGUGUGUGCUGGGAGUGGCUGCGUGGCUUAGGGAUUACCUGAACAAUGUGCUCACCUUAACUGCAGACACCAGGCUGGAAGAAGCAGCCGUCCUCACAUACUCCCCUGCGGUUCACCCCGUUGUCAUCGCUGUGUGCUGUUUCCUAAUCAUUGUGGCCAUGGUGGGCUACUGUGGCACGCUGAAAUGCAAUCUGCUACUCCUCUCCUGGUACUUCGGCAGUCUGUUGGUGAUCUUCUGUGUGGAGUUGGCUAGUGGCGUGUGGACAUAUGAGGAGCCAUCAGUGCAAAGGUCCGAUAUGAUCAGCCUGAAGUCACGUAUGCCUAAUUACGGCCUGCAGCGCUACCAGUGGCUAACACAUGCCUGGAACUCUUUUCAGACUGAGUUUAAAUGCUGCGGCGUGAUCUAUUUCACCGAUUGGCUCGAGAUGACGGAGAUGGAGUGGCCACCUGACUCCUGCUGCUCCAAUCAGUAUGCAGGCUGCGCUCGCCACGCCCACUACAGUGACCUGAGCGACCUUUACCAGGAGGGCUGCGGUCCCAAGAUAUACAGUUUCAUCCGAGGCACCAAGCAGCUGCAGGUCCUUCGCUUCCUGGGUGUGUCUAUAGGUGUGGCACAGAUCCUGGCCAUGACUUUGACUCUCACGCUGCUCUGGGCGCUCUACUACGACCACAAACCUCCUGAUCCUACUCCACCAGAAACCCUUACACAUACACACUGCCUUGUCGAGGAGCCCCAAAAACCUGGACAUGGGAACCUACGGACAUCUGAGACCUGGGCUAAUGGACAUAGCCAGUUUGAAAUGGAGCAGCUUUCCUAGCAGUCACUGAAUCACUGUAUAACAUGAAUGAACGGUCCAGUUUCGUUACAAUUCUCUACAGCCAUCCAUUGCCGCUGUUAUGAAGAGUUAGCACCUCUGCUUUUUUUCUGACAUAUCUAAAGCAUAUGGAUCUUCUUCUGUAGACUGGAACCGCAGCUACAACGGGGAUGAGGUUGCAGGGAAGAUACAGCACCUGAUACAAGGAUAUACAUUCGGAUGCUGUAGAACACUCACCACGUAACCUUAAAAGCUCUAAACACUCAGACUAAGUAACCAAAGAAGAUUGUUGGAGUGUAUCCAAGCGAAGCUGUUCUGCUUUUCCUCCCAGAACCACUGAGAUAUAGAAGAUACGUACGAGGAAGUGACAUGAUUUUACGUUCAUUUUAUGUUACCUGACAUUUCAGGAUUUAAAGGACUAUAAUCACUAGACACGCACAUACACUUGGGUCUUAAUGGUUUUUUUAAGGGUGUAUUAAUGAUUUCUCUUUUAUUCUAAGCUUUAUUAUUAUUAUUAUGAUUAUUAUUAUUAUUUGAUGUACCUCUACAUGUCUUAAUUCACUAGCACUGUGAUAUAAAUUAUAGAACAGUUCUAGAUUUAGACAAUAAAAUGUUAAAGCAGUGGCUUUGCUAUACGAAAGAUU